Messenger RNA from Apodemus sylvaticus (European woodmouse), 2769 nucleotides. It is a transcript of the gene Grm7, whose product is annotated as glutamate metabotropic receptor 7. NCBI's taxonomy places the organism in Eukaryota, Metazoa, Chordata, Mammalia, Rodentia, Muridae. Gene Ontology annotation, biological process: regulation of synaptic transmission, glutamatergic; G protein-coupled glutamate receptor signaling pathway. Gene Ontology annotation, cellular component: membrane. The record is from RefSeq and is a predicted model, not a curated record. Gene Ontology annotation, molecular function: group III metabotropic glutamate receptor activity. Bases 1 to 2769 code for a protein of 922 amino acids. The transcript has 10 exons.
AUGGUCCAGCUGGGGAAGCUGCUCCGCGUCCUGACUUUGAUGAAGUUCCCCUGCUGCGUGCUGGAGGUGCUCCUGUGCGUGCUGGCGGCGGCGGCGCGCGGCCAGGAGAUGUACGCCCCGCACUCGAUCCGGAUCGAGGGGGACGUCACCCUUGGGGGGCUGUUCCCAGUGCACGCCAAGGGUCCCAGCGGAGUGCCCUGCGGCGACAUCAAGAGGGAGAAUGGGAUCCACAGGCUGGAAGCUAUGCUUUAUGCCCUGGACCAGAUCAACAGCGAUCCCAACCUGCUGCCCAAUGUAACGUUAGGCGCGCGGAUCCUGGACACUUGUUCCAGGGACACUUAUGCGCUCGAACAGUCGCUCACUUUCGUCCAGGCGCUUAUCCAGAAGGACACCUCCGACGUGCGCUGCACCAACGGAGAGCCCCCGGUUUUCGUCAAGCCAGAGAAAGUAGUUGGAGUGAUUGGGGCUUCGGGGAGCUCCGUCUCCAUCAUGGUAGCCAACAUCUUGAGGCUUUUCCAGAUCCCUCAGAUUAGUUAUGCAUCAACAGCUCCUGAACUCAGUGAUGACCGGCGCUAUGACUUCUUCUCUCGAGUGGUCCCACCUGAUUCCUUCCAAGCCCAGGCCAUGGUAGACAUUGUAAAGGCCUUGGGCUGGAAUUAUGUAUCUACUCUUGCAUCUGAAGGAAGCUAUGGAGAGAAGGGUGUGGAGUCUUUCACACAGAUUUCCAAAGAAGCAGGUGGGCUCUGCAUUGCCCAGUCCGUGAGAAUUCCCCAAGAGCGCAAAGACAGGACCAUUGACUUUGAUAGAAUUAUCAAACAGCUCUUGGACACCCCCAACUCCAGGGCCGUCGUGAUUUUUGCCAACGAUGAGGAUAUAAAGCAGAUCCUCGCAGCAGCCAAAAGAGCUGACCAGGUAGGACAUUUCCUCUGGGUGGGGUCGGACAGCUGGGGUUCCAAAGUCAACCCACUGCAUCAGCAUGAAGACAUUGCAGAAGGAGCCAUCACCAUCCAGCCUAAGAGAGCGACCGUGGAAGGAUUUGAUGCUUAUUUCACAUCCCGGACACUUGAAAACAACAGGAGAAAUGUAUGGUUUGCCGAAUACUGGGAAGAAAACUUCAACUGCAAGUUGACAAUUAGUGGGUCCAAAAAAGAAGACACAGAUCGCAAAUGCACAGGACAGGAGCGAAUUGGAAAAGACUCUAAUUAUGAGCAGGAGGGUAAAGUACAGUUUGUGAUCGAUGCUGUCUAUGCCAUGGCGCACGCCCUUCAUCACAUGAAUAAGGACCUGUGUGCUGACUACCGGGGAGUGUGCCCAGAGAUGGAGCAAGCAGGGGGCAAGAAGCUGUUGAAGUAUAUCCGCAAUGUCAACUUCAAUGGUAGUGCUGGAACGCCAGUGAUGUUUAACAAAAAUGGGGAUGCUCCAGGCCGUUAUGACAUCUUCCAAUACCAGACAACAAACACCACCAAUCCUGGUUAUCGUCUCAUUGGGCAGUGGACAGAUGAACUGCAGCUCAAUAUAGAGGACAUGCAGUGGGGCAAAGGAGUCCGGGAGAUCCCAUCCUCUGUGUGCACAUUGCCAUGUAAGCCUGGGCAGAGGAAGAAGACACAGAAGGGAACGCCUUGCUGCUGGACCUGUGAGCCCUGUGAUGGAUACCAGUAUCAAUUUGAUGAGAUGACAUGUCAGCAUUGUCCCUAUGACCAGAGGCCCAAUGAGAACCGAACUGGCUGUCAGAACAUCCCAAUCAUCAAACUGGAGUGGCACUCCCCCUGGGCUGUCAUCCCUGUCUUCCUGGCAAUGUUGGGAAUCAUUGCCACCAUCUUUGUCAUGGCAACUUUCAUCCGCUACAAUGACACACCCAUUGUCAGGGCAUCUGGGCGGGAACUCAGCUAUGUUUUAUUGACAGGCAUCUUUCUCUGCUAUAUCAUCACCUUCCUAAUGAUUGCCAAACCAGAUGUGGCAGUAUGUUCUUUCCGACGUGUCUUCUUGGGCUUGGGCAUGUGUAUUAGUUAUGCAGCCCUUUUAACAAAAACCAAUCGGAUUUAUCGCAUAUUCGAGCAGGGCAAGAAAUCCGUGACAGCUCCCAGACUCAUAAGCCCAACAUCACAACUGGCAAUUACUUCCAGUUUAAUAUCGGUGCAACUUCUAGGUGUCUUCAUUUGGUUUGGGGUUGACCCACCCAACAUCAUCAUAGACUACGAUGAGCAUAAGACAAUGAACCCAGAACAAGCCAGGGGAGUUCUCAAAUGUGACAUCACAGACCUUCAAAUCAUUUGUUCUCUGGGAUAUAGCAUUCUUCUCAUGGUCACAUGUACUGUGUAUGCCAUCAAGACUCGGGGUGUACCAGAGAAUUUUAACGAGGCCAAGCCCAUUGGAUUCACUAUGUACACUACUUGCAUCGUGUGGCUUGCCUUCAUCCCAAUAUUUUUUGGCACAGCGCAAUCAGCAGAAAAGCUCUACAUACAAACUACCACGCUUACAAUCUCCAUGAACCUAAGUGCAUCAGUGGCGCUGGGAAUGCUAUACAUGCCGAAAGUGUACAUCAUCAUUUUCCACCCUGAACUCAAUGUCCAGAAACGGAAGCGAAGCUUCAAGGCCGUAGUCACAGCAGCCACCAUGUCAUCAAGGCUGUCACACAAACCCAGUGACAGGCCCAACGGUGAGGCAAAGACAGAACUCUGUGAAAAUGUAGACCCAAACAACUGUAUACCACCAGUAAGAAAGAGUGUACAAAAGUCCGUAACUUGGUACACUAUCCCACCAACAGUAUAG